Messenger RNA from Cinara cedri, 1836 nucleotides. Lineage: Eukaryota; Metazoa; Arthropoda; Insecta; Hemiptera; Aphididae. The record is from the annotation of a GenBank genome assembly.
AUGGCAAACCCGACGACGAUAACUAGAAACGCGGCUCUCCUCGGUACAUCUUUCGCCGAACAUUAUUACGCCGUGAUGCGUACUACACCGGAGCACGCGGACAAAUUCUACGACGAUUCCGGUGAGUACCAGACGGUGUACGAGGAUUGCACUGCCGUCAUAGCCAGGACCCGGCAGCAGGUGCAAGAGGUGUUGUCGCGACCCAUGGCGGCGUCCAAGUUAACCGUUCAAUCGAUUUUUUCCGUACCAUAUGGUGGAUCGGUUGAACGCCUUCUGGUUAUCGUGACUGGUCAAUCGUUCGUGCACGUAUUCGUCGCGGAGUACAGACCGAAACGGUUACUUAAUUACGUCAUUGUAACGUCUCUAGUUCAAUAUGUUCACGCCGGACAAGCCGGCGAAGGCCCGAAUCAGAAAACGACUCUCGAUACAGGCGACUGUCGAAUUGGCAUCAGCAACGAUCGCACACCGACGGCUUGUUUAAAAGCGAAGAAACAAGUAGUAUCUUCGCAAUAUUUAACUAACUACCAUAACCCGUUUCCCAAUACCGUGACCGAUAACGUGCAACCCGAUAUCAUCAUCGAUAAUGCACUUUUCAGGUUUAUUAAUAACAUAACAAAUCCCGCCAAAAUCACUAUCUCUCACGAACCCCUUCCCGCUGCAGCAACAGAUAACACAUCGACAGCAGAUUCAAAAGCGAACAAACACGUACGAAUUACCUCCGAUAAAGCUACAAACCACGAAACCCUUAUCGAUAACUUUAAAGAUAGCACGCAACACGGCAUCGUCACUGAAAUCCCACCCAUCAUAUUUUUAAAAUGUGAAUCCAAUCCCAUAGAAACCAAAACCCCCAAAGAACCCUCACCUCAGAAUACGGCAAGCAUAAAUGUAAAUCAAAAUUUAGUCACGGAGAACCCACCUUCUUCAACCUUCAACCGCUUACCCAGUCCAUCCCAAAUGUCUACUCCCCGUGAACCCUCCUUGAAUUCCCCCCCCAAAAACAAUCAUCUAAAAUUCGGCACUGAAAAUUCGCAGAUCCAAAUAUUAAAACACGUCCCACCUCCAACUGAAAUAAAACCCUCUCGUAAACCUCUUCCUUCAAUCCUCGCCACUUAUUAUUCACAACUCGAUUUGACCGACAAAAACUCACAUGUUCCAAUCUUAAACCGCGAACCCAAUUCCACCGAAGUAUCAACUCUUCACGAAACAUCUACUCCGAAUACGGCUAGCAUUAAUUUACAUCAAAAUUUAGUCACGCCAAACCCACCUACUACAACCUUAAACCGCUUACCAAGUCCUUCCCAAAUGUCUACUUCCCGUGAAAACUCUACGAAUGCCUUCACGAAAAAAAGUCAUCAAAAUUUCGCCACCAGAAAUACGCAGAUCAAAAUAUCAAACCACGUCUCAACUCCUCCGGAAUUAAAAUCCUCCCGCAAACCUCUCGCUUCAAUCAUCGCCUAUUAUAAUUCAAAACACGGUUUGGCCGAAAAAAACUCACCUGGUCAAAUUUUAACUCGCACACCCAAGUCCACCGACGCGUCAACUGCUCAAGAAUCAUCUACUCCGAAUACGGCUAGAAGAAAUGUAAGUCAAAAUAUAACCACGCAAAACCCACCUACUACAAACUUUAUACGCGUACCAAUUCCUUCCGACAUUACCGAAUCCCGCGAACCUCACGCCAAUGCCACCACCCAAAACAAUCAUCCAAAUUCCGUAACCGGAAAUUCGCAGAUUGAAAUAAUAAAACGCGUCCCAAGACCACCUGAAAUUAAAUCCUCCCGCAAACCACUUUCCUCAAUCAUCGAUUUUUAUAAUUCAAAAGGUUUAGCCGAAAAAUGA